CUCUCGGAGAGUCCCGGCUUCAGUGCGGCCGCGGCAGCUGGCGGAGGGCAGGCGGAGGGCUACUUUCGUAACGUCCUCUGAGAGAAACAGCGUCUGCGAGGCGGUGUUCAUCAUGUUCUCCUUCAACAUGUUCGACCACCCGAUUCCCCGGGUCUUCCAAAACCGCUUCUCCACGCAGUACCGCUGCUUCUCCGUGUCCAUGCUAGCGGGGCCUAAUGACAGGUCAGAUGUGGAGAAAGGAGGGAAGAUAAUUAUGCCACCCUCAGCACUGGAUCAACUCAGCCGACUUAACAUCACCUAUCCCAUGCUCUUCAAACUGACCAAUAAGAACUCGGACCGCAUGACACACUGUGGCGUGCUGGAGUUUGUGGCUGACGAGGGCAUCUGCUACCUCCCACACUGGAUGAUGCAGAACUUGCUCUUAGAAGAAGGGGGCCUGGUCCAGGUGGAGAGUGUCAACCUUCAGGUGGCUACCUACUCCAAAUUCCAGCCUCAGAGCCCCGACUUCCUGGACAUCACCAACCCGAAAGCCGUAUUAGAAAACGCACUGAGAAACUUUGCCUGUCUCACCACUGGAGAUGUGAUCGCCAUCAACUACAAUGAGAAGAUCUACGAGCUGCGGGUGAUGGAGACCAAACCUGACAAGGCUGUGUCCAUCAUUGAGUGUGAUAUGAACGUGGAUUUUGACGCUCCCUUGGGCUACAAGGAACCCGAGAGACAAGCCCCGCACGAGGAGUCAACAGAAGGUGAAGCUGACCACAGUGGCUAUGCUGGAGAGCUGGGCUUCCGCGCAUUCUCUGGCUCUGGAAAUAGACUAGAUGGAAAGAAGAAAGGGGUAGAGCCCAGCCCCUCUCCCAUCAAGCCUGGAGAUAUUAAAAGAGGAAUUCCCAAUUAUGAAUUUAAACUUGGUAAGAUCACUUUCAUCAGAAAUUCACGUCCACUGGUCAAAAAGGUUGAAGAGGAUGAAGCUGGAGGCAGAUUCGUGGCUUUCUCUGGAGAAGGACAGUCAUUGCGAAAAAAGGGAAGAAAACCCUAAGUUGGAACUGUUGGCUGAUUAGCAAAUAAAAGAAUCAAUUACAGCA
Otolemur garnettii (small-eared galago) is the source of this 1082-nucleotide messenger RNA. It is a transcript of the gene UFD1, whose product is annotated as ubiquitin recognition factor in ER associated degradation 1. Gene Ontology annotation, molecular function: polyubiquitin modification-dependent protein binding. The record is from RefSeq and is a predicted model, not a curated record. Gene Ontology annotation, cellular component: VCP-NPL4-UFD1 AAA ATPase complex. The transcript is spliced from 12 exons. NCBI's taxonomy places the organism in Eukaryota, Metazoa, Chordata, Mammalia, Primates, Galagidae. The coding region runs from base 113 to 1036 and encodes 307 amino acids.